AUGCCAUCAUCUCGUGAAGGCGAGAACCGUAGAGAAUCGUUUCCUAAUUGCAUCCAGUUAAAAGAGUUUAGUUAUGUGGCGGCGUGCGGCGGGGGGCGGGGGUGCGAGGGCGACGACUGGCACCUAAAGUCCGACAUUGAGAUACCCUUGCAAGGGCAUUCCACUGCUGCAGUCUUCAAGGCUUACAGGGUCGAAACACUCGCGAUCUAUAUUCUGAGUUCAACAGAAUUCAUACAAUGA
Molecule: messenger RNA, 240 nt
Organism: Leptosia nina
Lineage: Eukaryota; Metazoa; Arthropoda; Insecta; Lepidoptera; Pieridae
Source: the annotation of a GenBank genome assembly